AUGGAGGCUGCUUCUUUCCACCGGAAAGAUGAGGCUCGGUUCAACGUCUCUACGAAACUCCAAUCAGCUUGGUCCAAUGCAGGUGGUGCCAAAGUCCACUGGGGAGCCUGCCCACCUGCGAAUCCAUCCCCGCUGUCCAAGACAGUGGGAAACCUGCAUGAUCGACUGUCUCCUAUGGCAGCAGCAUCGGCUCCCACAAAGAACCUUCGGAAUUGGAAGAGACCCACUGUGGUUGGGGCGGGGCUUCAGAAUAUGGGCAACACCUGCUACGUGAAUGCAGCCCUGCAGUGUCUGACGUACACCCCGCCUCUUGCCAGCUUUAUGUUGUCCCAGCGGCACUCGGAAACCUGUCAAAUGCAGAGACCCUGCACCCUGUGUACGAUGCAAGCUCACAUUAUCUGGGCCCUCCGUAGUCCCGGAGAUGUUAUCCAGCCUUUGAGGGAACUGGUCACUGGCUUCCAUAGACACAAGCAGGAAGAUGCCCAUGAAUUUCUAAUGUUCACUGUGAAUGCCAUGCAGCAAGCAUGUUUGCAUGGGUACAAACAGCUAGACCGGCACUCUGAGGACACCACCCUAAUCCGUCAAAUAUUUGGAGGGUACUGGCAAUCUCAAAUCAAGUGUCUCCAGUGCCAUGGCGUUUCCAACACGCUAGACCCUUACCUGGACGUUAUCCUGGAUAUCCAGGAGGCUCAGAGUGUGACCCACGCUUUGGAACUGUUGGUGAAGCCUGAAAAGAUGGAUGGUGAGAAUUUGUAUCAUUGUAGUUUUUGUCUCAAAAAGGUGCCAGCUUCCAAGACACUGACUCUGCACACUUCCUCGAAAGUCCUUAUCAUUUUAUUGAAACGGUUCUCAGAUUUCACAGGCAUCAAAGAGGAGAAGGCGGUGCAAUAUCCUGAGCAUCUUGACAUGCAACAGUAUCUGUCUCAGCAGAAUGCAGGACCACUUGUGUAUUCUCUCUAUGCUGUGCUGGUCCAUGCUGGUUGGAGUUGUCACAACGGACAUUACUUCUGUUACAUCAAAGCCGGGAACGGCCAGUGGUUCAAAAUGGAUGACGCUAAGGUAACUGCCUGUGACAUUUCUUCUGCCCUGAGCCAACAAGCUUAUGUCCUCUUUUACAUCCAGAAGAGUGAAUUGGAAAGAGACAUUGGGAGUGUGUCCCUAGAUGUGGAACCAAGAUGCCUCGGGGCUGAGCACACAGACAUGAGAGCAACCCAACAGGAGCCUGAGAGACACUCCAGCAACAGGGGUCCUGGGUCAGAGGAGCCCAAGCAAAAGACAUCAGUUAAGCAGAUCACCUUACAGCAGUGGAGAUUGCUCCAGGAACGAUCCCGACCGAAGCCUGAGCUCUACCUCAGGAAAAUUGAAUGUGCCCUGCCUGCCAAUGCAUUCUUGAUUCACCAGUCCAAGUACAGAGAUGGGCUGACCAAGAAUCAUCCAGAACAGGAAAACUACCUGCUCAACAAUCCAGCCAGGCACACCCCACCUCAGGAGGCAAGGAACAUUUGCCAAGUCCCUUGUCCCAAAGGGAGAGCCAGAGCUACCAAGAGGAAGAAGAAGGGGCAGAGGUCUCAGGAUGUAUUCUCAGCAUAA
Messenger RNA from Hipposideros armiger (great roundleaf bat), 1590 nucleotides. RefSeq names its product ubiquitin carboxyl-terminal hydrolase 17-like protein 6. The transcript has a single exon. Gene Ontology annotation, cellular component: cytosol; nucleus. NCBI's taxonomy places the organism in Eukaryota, Metazoa, Chordata, Mammalia, Chiroptera, Hipposideridae. Gene Ontology annotation, molecular function: cysteine-type deubiquitinase activity. The record is from RefSeq and is a predicted model, not a curated record. Gene Ontology annotation, biological process: regulation of apoptotic process; protein deubiquitination. The coding region runs from base 1 to 1590 and encodes 529 amino acids.